Messenger RNA from Trichoplax adhaerens, 411 nucleotides. RefSeq lists its product as uncharacterized. The transcript has 4 exons. The coding region runs from base 1 to 411 and encodes 136 amino acids. NCBI's taxonomy places the organism in Eukaryota, Metazoa, Placozoa, Uniplacotomia, Trichoplacea, Trichoplacidae. The record is from RefSeq and is a predicted model, not a curated record.
AUGAAAGUUUUACUAAGAUCGAGGACAUGCAUAUUCUCUUUGGCCCUGGUUGCUUUAGUUAUCUCUCAAAGAGCAACAAGCAAUCAAGAACUGGAUCCCAAGAUGCCGCACGUCUGUCGAGAUCGAAGAAAAGUAACAAAACAAGAAUUAGUUCAAACAUCGGUUAAUGUAACUAAAGAAUUUCGAACCCAUAUUAAGAGUGAUCGAUGCCCUCAGUGGUGUGUAGAAAUGAAAAAUAUAACAAAUCAAGAACUAGUUAAAACCUGGGUACCAAUAACAGAAUACGUCGAUACUUAUGUCUGUUGUCCUGGUUGGCAGCAAGUCAAUAAUAAUGAAAAAGGAUGUACGAAAAGGGAAUAUUACCUUUGCCCAUUUUAUCGACAUAAGAAUGAUAAAGAUGGAGUUAUCUGA